AUGGCCGCGGGGUCGCCCGGGCAGCGGCUGCGCGAGGAGGCGCGGUGCCCCGUGUGCCUGGACUUCCUGCAGGACCCGGUCAGCGUGGACUGCGGCCACAGCUUCUGCCUGCGCUGCAUCUCCGAGUUCUGCGACAGGUCGGACAGCGAGCAGGGAGGCCUCUUCGCCUGCCCGCAGUGCCGCGGCCCCUUCACGCGGGAGGGCUUCCGGCCCAACCGGCAGCUGGCCAGCCUGGUGGACGGCGUGCGGCGGCUGGGGCUGGGCGCGGGGCCCUCGCGUGCGCAGUGCGCGCGGCACGGCCAGGAGCUCAGCCGCUUCUGCGAGGAAGACCAGGCGGCGCUGUGCUGGGCGUGUGACUCCGGCCCUGAGCACAGGGGCCACCGCACGGCGCCGCUGCAGGAGGCCGCCCAGCGCCACCAGGCAAAUCUCCAGGCGGCCCUGGAGCUCGUAAGGAAAGAGAUGGAGGAGGCCUUGACACAGGAGGCCAGCGUUGGGAAGAAAACCAUCAUUUGGAAGGAGAAAGUGGAAAUGCAGAGGCAGCGCUUCAGGCUUGAGUUUGAGAAGUGCCGUGGCUUCCUGGCGCAGGAGGAGCAGCUGCAGCUGCGGCAGCUGGAGCAGGAGGAGCGCGCGACGCUGCAGAGACUGCGCCACUGCCAGAGACAGCUCGUGCAGCACGGCCAGGCGCUGGGGGAGCUGGCCCAGGAGCUGGACGACCGCUGCGGGCGCCCGGCCGUGGACCUGCUGGAGGGGGUGAGAGGAGCCUUGAGCCGAAGUAAGAGUGUUACACGGCCAGAACCGGAGACCAUCCCCUUGGAGCUGAAAACAAUGUGUCGCAUCCCUGGGAUGAGAGAUAUGUUGAGAAAGUUCCAAGUUGAUGUGAAGCUGGACCCCGCCACAGCACAUCCUAGCCUCCUCUUGACCGCUGACCUGCGCAGUGUGCAGGAUGGGGAACUGUGGAGGGAUGUCCCCAACAACCCUGAGCGAUUUGACACGUGGCCCUGUGUCCUGGGUUUGCAGAACUUUUCAUCAGGAAGGCAUUACUGGGAAGUCCUGGUGGGAGAAAAAGCAGAGUGGGGUUUAGGAGUCUGUCAGGACACAGUGCUAAGAAAGGGGGAAACCACACCGUCUCCUGAGAAUGGAGUCUGGGCCAUGUGGCUGCUGAAAGGCAACGAGUACAUGGUCCUCGCCUCCCCUUCUGUGCCUCUUGUCCACCUAGAACGGCCUCGUCGCAUUGGGAUUUUCUUGGACCAUGAAGCAGGUGAAAUCUCCUUUUAUAACAUCACGAAUGGGUCUUACAUCUACACAUUCAGCCAACUGUUCACUGGUGUUCUCCGACCUUACUUUUUCAUCUGUGACACAACUCCUCUUGCCCUGCCACCCAUUACAGAGGUAGAGUCAGGACCCUGUGCCUCCAGCAGUCAUCUCGACCCUGCUCCUAACUCCGUAGAUAACCAUUCCUAAAAUCCUGUCAUGAGACGCCCUCUAAGCACAGCAGUUUCCUGGAGUGGAGUGGAGGAUAUACAAAUAUCCCCAUUGAGGGCAGCACUUUAGUCAUUGUUGCUGUGGGUAUUUUCCCAUAGGGACAAAGAAAAAAUGAAAUGUUUGCAUUUGGAGGAGCAUUACGAAAUAUAUAAUCCUGGAAAUGGAACGUCCUCAUCAUCCUUUGUCCAGGUGGCCCCACGUGCUUUCCUAAUGAGUCUCUUCAAAUGAAUGGAUCUUGUAUUAAAUGUAUCUACACAUGCAUUAUAAUUUCUCAUUUCUUUCAAUAUCCUUUUACU
Molecule: messenger RNA, 1778 nt
Organism: Pteronotus mesoamericanus
Lineage: Eukaryota; Metazoa; Chordata; Mammalia; Chiroptera; Mormoopidae
Gene: TRIM58
Product: tripartite motif containing 58
Exons: 6
Coding region: 1-1461 (486 amino acids)
Biological process (GO): regulation of viral entry into host cell; regulation of protein localization; positive regulation of canonical NF-kappaB signal transduction
Cellular component (GO): cytosol; cytoplasm; nucleoplasm
Molecular function (GO): ubiquitin protein ligase activity; protein homodimerization activity; zinc ion binding
Source: RefSeq, a predicted model, not a curated record